Messenger RNA from Syzygium oleosum, 2233 nucleotides. Its product is annotated as LEAF RUST 10 DISEASE-RESISTANCE LOCUS RECEPTOR-LIKE PROTEIN KINASE-like 2.5. The transcript has 3 exons. The record is from RefSeq and is a predicted model, not a curated record. Gene Ontology annotation, molecular function: protein kinase activity; ATP binding; polysaccharide binding. Bases 91 to 2187 code for a protein of 698 amino acids. NCBI's taxonomy places the organism in Eukaryota, Viridiplantae, Streptophyta, Magnoliopsida, Myrtales, Myrtaceae. Gene Ontology annotation, biological process: protein phosphorylation.
ACUCCCAACUCUUUUCAUUUAUAUUACUGAGCCUCCAUCGCAUUACCAAUUAGUAAACACUUUCAUUGCAUCAGAUCAACCGAUAGAGAGAUGAUCAAGUCUCUGAGCUUCACAAGUAUGUUCCGUGUUUUACUUCUCAUAUCGCAUAUUCUGCUACUACUGGGAAUGAGCUGCAGUGCAAAAAAGAAUCACUUAUGCGCCGCUUCAUCUUGCGGCGAGGUCCGUAACAUAAGCUAUCCCUUUCGAUUGAAAGGCGACUCAAAAGGCUGCGGCCUCUCUAAGUAUGAGCUAGUCUGUGAAAAUAACCGCACCAUUCUAUAUUUGUACGCCGGCCGAUAUUAUGUGAAAUCGAUUUACUAUAGUUUCUAUGACGGCGAAGAUAUAUUCGGCGGUGAUAUCACAGUGGUUGACGAUGGAUUGCAAAAGGAUAAUUGCUCAUCCCUCCCUCGUUACACAUUGGCGCGCUCCAACUUCAGUAUAUAUGAUCCAUACUAUGCUAGUUUUGAGCACCAGACAGUGUCCGUGGCCUUCAUGAAGUGCUCACAGCCCGUUGCUUCUACUUUGUAUGUCGAUACUGAACCAUGUAUUGAGGGAGCAUACUCUGCCGACGCGCCUCCUAAGUUUUCCCAGAUGAAGGUCUACUCAUACGCUGGGUCUGAUCUACAAGUAUGGGACAUCAAGGAUUUUUGCACCAUAACCAUGAUGACAUACGCAUCGGAUUAUAUCCCGGGGUGGGAAAAGGAUCGCUAUAAUCCCGCAAGCUUAACAUACAAGGACCUCCGCAACAUGAUGGCCGAGGGCUUCAAUCUCUCCUAUGGGGAAGUAGGCCUCUCGACAUUAAGUUCAAUCCCUUCUUGCUUCUUAUUCUUCAGACACCGAAGGGAGUGGUGCAGGCACUACUAUGACACCUGUAAUAAUCUCUGUCGAAUUCUCUUGCUAUCUACAGAUAAAUCGAGGUGGCAUAUCGCGCUUAAUGUUGCGCUAAAGGCAGCAAUGGAUCUCUCCUCUGUCUUGGGCCACUUCCUAGCAGCAAAAUUCAUACUCGGAGCUCCAUGUGUAUUGAUACUUCUAAUCUAUAAGUGGAAGAGAAGGCAUCAAGCGAUCGACGCAAACAUCGAAGAAUUCCUACGAGCUCAGAAUAACUUUUUGCCCAUAAGGUACUCUUACUCGGAUAUCAAGAAGAUCACAAAAAAUUUCAAAUACAAGUUAGGCGAGGGUGGAUAUGGUUCCGUGUACAGAGGAAUCCUUAGAAGUGGCAAUGAAGUUGCGGUUAAGAUUUUGAACAAACCAAAAUCUAACGGCCAAGAUUUUAUAAGCGAAGUGGCCACAACUGGAAGGAUCCACCACGUUAAUGUGGUGCAACUUGUUGGUUUUUGCUUCGAUUACUCCAAACAAGCUCUUGUCUAUGAUUUCAUGCCGAACGGAUCUUUGGAUAAACACAUUUCCUUUAAGGGUGGUGAUGAUCCUCUUGAUUAUAAGAAAAUGCAUGAGAUCUCUCUUGGCAUAGCUAGAGGGAUAGAGUAUCUGCAUCGGGGAUGUGAUAUGCAAAUUCUACAUUUUGACAUCAAGCCUCACAACAUUCUCCUAGAUCGAAGUUUCAUUCCAAAAAUUUCUGACUUUGGACUUGCAAGACUUUAUCCCACCGGUUACAGCAUAGUAUCGUUAACUGCAGCAAGAGGAACCUUGGGAUAUAUGGCACCUGAGCUGUUUUAUAGGGACAUUGGUGGCGUUUCUUAUAAAGCCGAUGUUUAUAGUUUUGGGAUGUUGUUGAUGGAAAUGGCUGGUAGAAGGAGAAAUCUAAAUGCACAUGCAGAGCGUUCAAGUCAAAUUUACUUUCCUUUGUGGGUUUAUGAUCAACUCAGCAAAGAAAAGGAGGUUGAAAUAGUAGAUGUCAUAGAAGAGGAAAGAGAAACAACAAGGAAGAUGAUAAUCGUUGCACUAUGGUGUAUACAAUUGAGCCCUAAUGAUCGGCCAUCGAUGAACAAAGUCCUCGAUAUGCUUGAAGGAGAUGUGGAUAAACUGCAACUGCCUCCGAAACCGCUUUUGUAUCCGAGCAGGACGCCGGAUGAUGAUGUUGACGCGGAGAUAGAACUUGAAACAAUCUCAUCUUCGUCAAGUGCUCCGGUAAUUUCUGGCAAUUACCAACUUCACCAGGACAGUGAGUUUACGAAAUCAUGUAUUGUGUGAUUGUUCUCCUCUUGUAGAAAUGAAAUGCAAUAUAUAAAUAGUACUA